AUGCGAUCAUCCGUGAUUACUAAUGUGAUUGUACUGUUCGGAUUGCAUUUCUUGUAUUGGUGUUGCAACACAGUAGAUGCUAGCGGCGGGGCCCUUGAUGCGAGUUCGAACUUUCAAUCUGGCUCCACUGGAAGUUCACAUUCCAAAGUCACAGCAUUCUCCGCCACACUCACAGAUGGACUGGCACAAGCUGUGGCUCACGAAGCUGGUUCUGAUACUUGUAACGAUGACCUAGCUUGUCUUACAACAAUGGCUUCUCAUGAUCGACUAGGUUUGGAAGCUAUCAAGUCACUCCAUAGUCAACUAGAUGAUGAUGCCAAUGGAAAUGUGGACCUAUCGGAGUCAGAUGAUUUUUUAAGAGAAGAAUUACAAUAUGAAGCUGGAUAUGAAAGAAGACAAAGGGCUUUUCAUCAUAAUGAUGAUAUGCAUAUUAGUGUUCGAGAACUUUGGGAAGCCUGGUUAAGAUCAGAGGUUCAUAAUUGGACUAUAGAACAAACAUCAGAAUGGUUAUCUUCUAAUGUAGAUCUUCCACAAUAUGUUCCUACUUUUAUACAACACCGUGUAACUGGUGCUACACUUCCAAGGUUAGCUGUGAACAAUAUGCAUUAUUUGACUAAUGUAUUAGGCAUCAAGGAUCCCAUUCAUAAACAAAAAAUUGCCUUAAAAGCUAUGGAUGUAGUUCUUUUUGGACCGCCAAAGGAUACUGGACAUAGUGUGAAAGAUUUGAUAUUAAUAACGUUAUUAUUUGGCGCACUUAUUGGUUGCUGGUAUGCAUAUCAGCAGAAGAAAAAUUCACAGAAACAUCUUCACAGAAUGAUGAAAGAUAUGGAAAGUUUACAUAAAGCAGAAUUAGCAUUGGAAGACUUGCAAAAAGAAUUAGAAAGAGCACGAAUGGAACAAGAAAGUGUAACUACUGAGAAACAGAAUUUAGAAAAACGUUUACAAGAUGAAAGUGUAGGAUUACAUGCUUCUUAUUCGGAUCUUGAAGUUUCUCAAUUAAAAGCAGAAAUUGAAAUGUUAAAAGUUGAAUUGCAACGUGCAGAGGGUGAACUUGAAGACAGAUGUUGGUCUCCUCCUCCUGGAUUGCAACAUUGGCUACAAUUAACUCAUGAAAUUGAAAAUAAGGCAUAUACGAAGAAAAAAAUAAGUGCCGAAAAACAGUUGCAACAAGCGCGAGAAGCAUGUGAAAAAUUACGAAAAAAACGAUCAAGUUUAGUAGGAGCAUUUGUUUCAACCCAUGGAAAAUCGAUUGAUGAAGUUGACAAAAGUAUAGUGGAAGCAAGAACUGCAUUAAACGAAGUUACCGCAGAAUUACAAGAAAGAGUACAUCGUUGGAAACAAAUUGAGCUCUUAUGUGGCUUUAAUAUAAUCAAUAAUAAUGGUCUAAGCUAUUUAGAAACUGUUUUAUAUAGGGGGACACCCAAUGGGCGAGGUCUUGGACUCAGAGGUCGACUCAGUAGUCAAGAUGACUUAGACGACGAAGCAAGCUCAGUGUAUUCACCUUCAACAUGUGGUGCCGCAGGUACUGUGGACAACUUGACGUGGAAAGAGUCGUCGGUCCCACCAGACUCGUCGAGCAGCGAGACAGGAAAAGAGACACCGCCGGAGAGCAACGUGGUACAUUUCACGGUCGGCGAUGUGCCGGACGAGCCUAUCAGAUCGUCCAGCAAAGAGAAAUCCGGCAUUGUUCGUUCUUACAGCCAGGACACGAACAUGCUCCUCUCUGUCGAAGACAAAACUACCUCAUCAUUCCUCUCCAAGACAUCCUACUCGGAGAAUUCGUUGGACUCGUCUAACCAGGAUCGAGGAGGGCAGCAAAGAAUUGGUCCGAAUCCAUGCACGGUCCCAGCCUCGAGCGUAACGAGCAUCAAUUCCGCGAGCGGCCAAUCAUGUUCGAAUAGUAGGAAGGGGGGAUCGAGGGAGGGACAACCGACUUCAACGGUCGACGAUGCCGAAACGUUGUCGACCGAUUCGAAUUCCACCAUGGACAACGACGAUCCGAAAAAACGAUCCCGCAAAAUUCUGUUUGCGUUCAAGAGGAACAAGCCAAAGGUUACGUGGUGAAGAAGGGAACCUCUCGAACCUAGUCAACGCGACAUAAUACGAUAUACGCGGUAUACUAAUCCGUAUUGAUCUGUGCAACGUUUCUUACUUAACGCCGAUUACACUAUCCGCGAUCUGUUAUUGUUAUUAUUGGGUAUUAUCGAGCCGCGACGUGCACUUAAAAGGGGGAAAAACAAAACAAAAAACAUACACACACACACACACAUAUAUACAAAAAAAAAAAGAAAAAUGGAAAAGAAAAAAAAAAUAGAAAACGAAGUUUCGUCUCCAAGAACCGGUCGGUAAUUGAUUAGCGAUCAUACCCUGCCGGUACGUGUGUAAAUAAUAUGUAUUCUAUGCAUCUAUCACGUAACGUGUAUACACAUGCGAUUAGAGAGACAGAGGUAUAGCCGUGUAGAACAUCGUUGGAGGAAUUCAUCGUCGACGACACUUUGGUCUGGAUUAUUGAUGUUCGAUGUUGAGCCAUGUUUCGAACCGUGAUGUUUAUAUCGAGAUAUUUAUUUAAAAUUUCAUAUCAAUAUAUUGAGAGAUUAUAUACGAAAAAUAAAUAUUUAUUUUUAAACUCUGCAAUAUUUCGUAUGAAUUCGUGCAAUUAAACUUAAUAAUAGUUUAGAUAGAAACUUUAGGAAAUUUCGUUUAAUCGGUAAUAAGUAGACCGUUGGCGUGUAUAAUUAAUGUUAAGGCUCUUUACGCGUUUACAUGAGAAUAUUGAUGAUGUUGAAAAGCGUAUUGAAAAAUUUCAUUAUAAAAAAAAAAAAAAAGAAAAGAAAAAAGAAUUGUACAGUGUGAAAGGCAUAAUGGAAUCGGUAUAUACCAAUGAUUAAUUAUAGUAGUGUCGAUGAUUUUAUUGACUAAAGGAUUAUAAAGAGAAUCGGACAAUUAAUGGGUAAUUUAAUGGAGAGAAAAAACGAUGUUCUACCGUGCUAUCGUCGAAUAGGAUGUUUUUGGUGCCCCGGUGUGUCUCCCGUUUUGUUGCCAAAUAUUCGUUUUGUUCGCAAACGAGACACCACCAAGCGACGUCCUUAUCUUAGAUAGUUAGAUAUUUUAAAUUCGUGAUGCCGAAUUCUUUAACCAGGACAAUAUUCUGAUUCAGGGAUGGGCGAUCUUUAACACGCUUUGCGCUUCCGCUUUCGAGUAACGAUAGCUCUCUUUUUUUUUAUUUUUAUUUUUAUUUCUUUUUAUUUUUCAAUUGUACUUUCAAUUGAUCUUAUUCCGUUGUAACAUAUUUCUUUCUUUCUUUUUUUACUUAUUCAUUUUAUUUCGUGUAUUUAAUUAAUGCAACAGUUUCAGCUUUUAAAUAGUUUCCACGAGAUAAAAUCUCAAUUCUAAGCUUAUUGCUUGUUAACUGAAUUUUGCAACAUUUGUUACGGAAACUUUUUUUUUUUAAUCAACGAAAUGAAUUUUCUCUAAAAAAAAAUCGUUGAAAUUAUCAAUCGACUAUUCGAGAUCAGAAAAAAAAAAUAGAAAUUUCUCUUUCAUUUUUUAAAAUUAAUUAGAAAAAGAUAAUAUUAUUGAAGAAAUUGAAGUUUUAAUUUUAAAUAUACAACAACGCAUAUUGUAAUAAUUGUUUUUCUUCGAAGCAACGGAGAUACGCUUCUUAUCCAUUCCCUUCUUUCAUGCAUUUUCAUUUUUAACAUACCUCGACUACCAUUUUUAAUUAAAUUAAUUUAAUGAAAAAUUAUCUAAAUGAAUCUGUUCAAAGAUUUUAUUUCAUCGAUUAUAACGUAUUACUUGUCCAAUUUUUUAUUUCUCUAUGACGAUACUCGGCCUAAGUAUAAUAAUCUUCGUGUAAAAAUUAUCCAACAAAUUUUCUUUUGUGUACAAUCCAUGUACCCUGUAUUAUAAUUUCAAUUUCGAUUUUUAUUUGAAGACAAGCGAUCGCUCAUUCCUAAAUCCUUCGAGUCAUAUCUUCUAUCGCGUAAAAACUCGAAAUUGUAAUGCAUUAAGGCUUUUUAUUUUUUUUUAUUUUUAUUUUUUUUUCGCCAAUGACAUUAAUCGAUAGUUGUAUAGUAUGUAAAUCUUUUUCCUACUUUUUUUCUUUUUUUUUUUUUUGCGCUAUUAUUUUUAUUUUUAGACAUUUUUUUUUCUUUUAAGUAUAGGCCGAGCAAUAAAUCAACGACGCUCUUCCAUUUCAAACUUUUUCUUUUUUUUUAAACUUCAUCUAAUUUUUUUUUUAAUAUAAGUACAUUUAACACGAGACAUAAUCUUAUGAAUUUUAUCAUUUCUUCGUCUUUGCUUUGUUUUUUUGCAUUUUUUUUUUAAUCGUUACUUUUACUCACACAAAGUUAUUAUUAUUUUAUUCAUAUUUAUUCAAGUUAGCAUAUUAUAUAUUUAUAAAAAAAAUUUUCUUUUUUUUUUUUAGAAAUUUAAUGAUAAAAUAAUUUCCAAUCGCGCAUAAUCAAAGUGAAAUGAAUAUUAAAUUUAUUGGUGAACUUUACAUUACAUUUGUAAGGAACAGAGUUGUAUUCUAAAGUAGGUGAUAAUGUGUAUGUGAUAAGAGAUACGUCAUCUCAGAAGUAAUAUGAUUUCUUUUUUUUUUUUAUGCAAUAAUAUUUAAAGCAAAAGGACACACUAUUGUUUUGAUUUUAUGUAUAUAUUAUUUUUAUAUUUCUAUUUUGUAAAAUAGAAAUAACAAGGAUUUGAGAUUGAUAAUGAUUUCUAUUCUAUCAUAAUGGAUUCUCUUAUUUUUUUUUUUUUGAAGUAGAAAGAAAAUAGCAAAAAUUAUAAUUCAACAAGAGAGUUAUUAUUUCUUUUCUUAACAAAAUUUCAACAGAGUUUACUUAUUUUAGAAGAAAAGGACGAUAUCACUAUUUUGUUGGCAUGAUUUAUCAUUUAUACCUUUUUACAUACACUUCUUAGAAUUACUUAUGGGAUGAUGUAACAAUUAACUAUAAAUGAAUUUAGGACAUUACUCCUUUGAGGUUCGUGAUGAUUUAUAAAUAGAAUAUAUUGAAAAGCAAUAAUUAUUAAGACUUCUUCAUUCGUUUUUUCUAUACAUGACUUUACACAAUGAAGUAUUACUAGAUUUAACGCUAAAGAUAAAACUCAGGAACCUUAAAGGAAACUCUCAGGUGAUGAGAUUUUUGAGAAAGGAAGAGAAAUAAGAUAAAAAAAAAAAAUGAUUUUUUUUUCUGCUCUCAUAUCACGAGAAUAUGUAUUGACAUUAUUUAUGCGUUUUUUUUUUUUAAUACAAAUUAAGAAAAUUUGCAUACGAAUCAAGGCAUUUUACGGUCGCGUCUUUGUUUUGACUUCGUACGUCGUUGAUCUUCUUUUUUUUCUUUCUUUUUUUUAAUUUCACAUUUAUAUUGCGACACCUGUUGUACUUCACUUUUUUUUUUUUUAGAUAUUUAGAUAAUGAUGGUCCGUCUGAUAUUAGUCAUUCAAGGUCAUCAAUGUCCAUCGUUUCCAUCGUUUCUUAAUUUCCAAAUCUAACGGGCUUUCUCUAAUUUUUAUAUUGUAUUUUAUGACAAUAGAGAAAGUCUGAUUAACGUAAAAGAUUAUUGAACGAUGUAAAAUGAAGGAAAAAUGAGUGAAAUAUAUUGUUUCUACUACUAUUUUUAGAAUGUUAAAAAAUUGUGUAAAUAUGAAAAUAUAAGAAAGAAAAAGUGAUGAUAAUUUGUAUUUUGGAGUAUGAUCUUGAAUAACUUGACUUGCUUUUUUUGGACAGACUGUAGAAUUAACUUAUUAUCCUCCACUUAUUAUCCUUUCCCCUCUUAUUGUACACAUACACUUCCCUGUAAUUGCUAUGUGUGCUAAUGAAUACAAAAUGGAAUAGUUUCUUCCUUUCUUAUUAUAUAUAUAUAUAUAUAUAUUUUUUUUUUCUUUAUACACAGGCUUUAUAUUCAAAUAAAAAGAGGGGAGAAUAUUUAAGGGAUGAUUUUAAAGACUGAAACAAGUACAAAAGUUAGUAUGCAAGAAUAUUCUUAUUUUCCAUGUUAUAAACAACUCAAUGUUUCUCUUUGUCUCAUCUAGUAUAAUUAAUUAAAUGGCUCGUAAAUUGAAAAAUAAGUUAUACAAUGCAUACUUUUCUGCGUACUUUUGUAUUUAUUUUAGAAUUGCAUCUUAAAUUUUCUUCUCGUAACGUAAGAAUAUCCUGUACGUGACAACGUGACACACACAUACAUAUAUACAUAUAUACAUACACACAUACUAUAGAAGCAAAUGCGGCGAGGCUGGAACUCUCUGAAACUUGUUUUCAUUUCAAAGAACAAAGACAGCGUAGUAAAAACUGAUGUGCCCCCCUCCCCGUCUCCCGUGUCUAUUAUCUUUCCGUGAAUGACUAUUUUAAAACAAAUUCUAUCUUAAACGUUCAUCAUUCAUUCGAAUUUUAAAUGGAAUUUGAAACUUGGGAAUAGACAAAAUUUGGAGAAUGAAAAAAAAAUGAAACCACGGAGAGAUUUGGAUGAAUAUAUAUUCUUUGUAUUCCACUUGUAUUUCCUAUUUGAUCUAGACGAUUUAUCUAUUUCCGUUUGAUGUUCUCUCUUGUGCUAUCAGAUUUUUUUUUUUUUUAAUAAUGUGCGUUUCUUUUUGUCGUGUACUUUUCACCCAAGCGUUCAAAAGUAACGGAUUUUCCGUUCAUUCACACUUUUUAGUUACACGUCUUCCAGAAAAUAUUUCUCGCAGUCGCAAUCCUAUUCUUUUGCCUCUUUUUUCUUCUUUUUCUUUUUCCUAUGCAAUGCGCAUUCCUUCCUCCGACUUGUUGUUUCGAUAAAUUCGACACUCCUCCUUUAGGCACAAACUGACACAUUUGCAUCUCAGGAUUGAAUCUCGAUUUUUUUUUCUGGUAAUAAUAAUCGAGAGUGAAGCGUUAUUUUUUUUUUUUUCGAGGUAUACCUUCGAGAACAGAGAUGACAUGAUUUUGGAGACGAUACCUUUGGAGAGAAGUUUAUAUUAACACAUGAAUAAUUGUUACAUAUUGGAUGUAUUUAAUGUUAUUAUUGUUCGAGAUUUUCCAGAUUUAAUUUUAAGAAUAAAACGCGAGGAAAUUGACCCCGAAUCGAAUUAAUUUGAACAUUGAAUUUCGAAAGCUUACUGUGUAAGGCACACAAAGGCAAGAUAUGCGCGAAGCUUUAACGAGUUUUUGUCAAGGUAUCAAAUUACCAACGAAAAUACACAAAGUUGACCUGUGAAGGUAUCAAAUUCCAAAUAAGAGAAACCAAAUAAGUAAAUAAACUCUCACUUUCUCAAGUUGAAUUAUUAAAAUAUAAAAUAUCACAUUUGUUAAUGUAAUAUCGUUUAUCAUGAAAUACGAAAAUUACGAAUUCUGGAAAUCUCGAAUGGUAAAAUACAUAUAUAUGUUGUACCGAUUGUAAGAACGCGUAUAUCAUAAGAAAGCAAUAGACGAAAGGAUUUGACAUUCAAUGGACCAAGUUCGAUUAAACGUAUAUAAGUGAGAAACAAAAAUAAUAAUAAUAAUAAUAAUAAUAAUAAUAAUAAAAAUAAACGAUAGUUGGAAGGAUCGAAACGAUCUUCUAGGCUCAAUUAGCGUCAUAGAUAGUAGGAAACGAAGAGAUUGUUGUAAUUAUAUUGUUCAUAUAAACUUUUAACUUUGAUGAAAUGUUAUUACAGCUUUCAAGGGCUUCCGGAUUAAUACAAUUGUAAAAUAAUUAUAACUACCAAUUUUAUCGUGAUUCACUAGUUGUGCCCACCUGCCAAUUUUAUUACAAAUUACAAAUUAUAUGAUUGUUAGAAAAAAAAAAAUAUAAAGAGAAGGUCCAAUCUUUAGUUGGAAUAUUUUUUGAAUUUUUUGAAAGUUUUUUGAAAACUGAUCGAAAUAAUAGGUGAGAUUACGAAAACAUUGUGUUAAAUUUUAAAAUGUAUGUCAAUUAAUCUGAUCGUUGGGACAAUUUUAACCAAGACAAUUUAGUGAUCGGUUAAUCGGAUAAGGAAAAUGAUAAAAUAAUAAGUAUUUAUCGGUCGAUAAUUUUCGACCGGCAACUCGUGUAUCAAGAGAAUAUAAUUUUUUUUUUGCAGUCUUUUGGAAUAGAAAAAUUCAUUUCUGUUCCACGUUUUUCAAAAUUAUACGAUAAAAUCAAAUAAAAGACUGGAAUGAGCAAAUGAAUAAUAAAAUCCUACAACUUAUGAUAUGUAUGAUAUUCGUGUUUCUCGAUAGAUCAUUUUAAUCCUCGCGAUUCGAUGGCUAGAUUAUAUUUCAAAAUGGAAUAAAUUUGGAUUUAAUAUCUUGCCAUUGUGCCAGAGUUGGUUGAUUUGCCCGAUAGGAUUAAUAUAUAUCCUAUGCAUGAACCAUGUUUCGUUUUGUCGACGAUCAUAAACAAGAGAGAGAGAAAGAGAGAGAGAGAAAGUCGAAUCGAUCAACCGUGUGAAAUUUUUAUAGAAUAUCCCUUAUUACGAGAUACUCGGUAUACAGAAUAUUAAAAUCAAGAAUCAAUUUUAUCAUAAUACUAUUUGUAAUACUUCUCUUAUUUACAAAGCCAUAAAUAUAUUCUUCAUAUUAUAAAUCCUGACCACCUUGACUGGAGAACAACCACACACCGUCCAAAAAAUUGUAUACCGUCCUUAUAAGGCGAGAUCUCACACGAUUGUAAUAUCGAGAUAGGACAUAUGCGAUUAUCGAUUUAUAUUCGAAAAAUUGAAUAUGGCGAUCGUUCAUUUAUCCGAUGUGGUGAAAUGGUCCCUUCGUUGGUAUACUUUUUUCUGUUUCGAAAAAUUCAAACGAAACCAUCGAGGAUUGUGUAAAUAGGAUGAAAAAAAAGAAUUUAUACGAGAAUAAAAUGUGUCAGCUUCGUUUUAGUGUCUUAAUUCGUGAUUGACCCAUUAAGUAUCAGCUUUUAAAAUGAUUUUCCAAAUUGUGAAUAUUUGAUAUAUAUAUAUAUUAGACGAGUUCCUUUUAGUGCUCCUUUCGUUUUAUCGAAUAGUUGUAAUAGUUUUUAAGUAAUAAUAUAGUGUUAACCAUUCCUAAGAACUAAUUAAUAAUUGUUGAAAAUUCGUAAUAAUUUAUUCGAAAAACGAUUUAGCGAUUAAAAAGAUGAACAUAUCUUAAAAUAUCUGUGGAAAUAUAACAUAAUGUAAGUACUUUAUAUAUAUAUCCGAAAAUAAAGAUUAUACAAAAUAAA
Molecule: messenger RNA, 9137 nt
Organism: Apis cerana (Asiatic honeybee)
Lineage: Eukaryota; Metazoa; Arthropoda; Insecta; Hymenoptera; Apidae
Gene: Stim
Product: stromal interaction molecule
Biological process (GO): activation of store-operated calcium channel activity; store-operated calcium entry; intracellular calcium ion homeostasis
Cellular component (GO): plasma membrane; endoplasmic reticulum
Molecular function (GO): calcium channel regulator activity; calcium ion binding; protein binding
Source: RefSeq, a predicted model, not a curated record